AUGCCUCCUCCCCCCCAUAUCCGGCCUGAGAAUGUGCUCAGACGAGCGCAAGAGCUCAUUGCCGUUGACCAAACCCAAGCGGCUCUCAAUGUCCUGCAUGAACAUGUCACCUCCAAGCGUUCACGGAAUAGUCCCAUCUCCUCUCUCGAGCCGGUUAUGCUCCUUUUUGUCGAGUUGUGUGUCGACCUAAGAAAAGGCAAAUCCGCAAAAGAUGGACUUUACCAGUACAAGAACAUCGCGCAGAACACGAAUGUGGGAACGAUAGAGUUGGUCUUGAAAAAAUUCAUUGAGCUUGCCGAACAAAAGGUUCAGGAGGCUCAAGCCAAGGCUGAUCAAGUUCAAUCGUCGCUUGAGUCGGCGACCAGUGCCACCGCGCUUAAUGUCGAGGAUCUCGAGGCCACUGAAACCCCAGAGACUAUCCUACUGGCCACUGUCUCCGGUGAACAGUCCAAAGAUCGGACUGAUCGAGCGAUUGUUACUCCGUGGCUCAAAUUUCUCUGGGAGACGUACCGUACGGUCCUGGAAAUUCUGAAGAACAAUGCUCGACUGGAGGUUAUGUAUCAGAGCACCGCGCAUCAGGCAUUUGAUUUCUGUCUGAAGUACACACGAAAGACCGAGUUUCGUCGGCUGUGUGAACUUCUGCGAAACCAUGUGCAAAAUGCUGCGAAAUACUCCUCCCAGAUGCACGCCAUCAAUCUCAAUGAGCCCGACACCCUGCAGCGUCAUCUCGAAACGCGCUUCCGCCAGUUGAAUGUGGCGGAUGAGCUUGAACUUUGGCAGGAAGCUUUCCGCAGCGUUGAAGACAUCCACAUGCUUCUCACGCUCUCCAAACGACCAGCGAAAAACGUCAUGAUGGCCAACUAUUACGAGAAACUCACAAAGAUCUUCCUCGUCAGCGACAACUUUUUGUUCCACGCAGCAGCAUGGAAUAAAUACUACAACCUGCUCCGACAGUCUGCAGCCGCCGUCGCGUCUGGUCAGUCUCCAAAGCGCGAUAACCCUGCGGUCACCGAGGACUCUCUGACCAAGGCCGCCUCUUUUGUCUUGCUCUCCGCCCUGGCCAUUCCCGUCAUCAGCACAUCUCGUUCGCGAGGUGCGUUGGUCGAUGUCGACGAGGCACGGAAAAACAAAAACAAUCGCUUGACCAACCUUCUGAGCAUGCCGUUUGCUCCGACAAGAGCAGGACUCUUCAAGGACGCGCUCAGCAAGGGCUUGCUCAAGCGGGUUCGGCCUGAGAUUCGUGAUCUCUACAACAUCCUCGAAGUCGAUUUCCAUCCUCUGUCCAUUUGCAAGAAGAUUUCACCUAUUCUGGCUCAAAUCGGAGCAGAUCCCGAAAUGGAAAAAUAUGUCCUUCCCCUGCAGCAGGUCAUUCUCACCCGUCUCUUCCAGCAGCUUUCACAAGUGUACGAAUCAGUGGAAUUGAGCUUUGUUACCCGGCUCGCUCAAUUCCCUGCACCAUUUGAGGUGACUCCCGCUAUGAUCGAGAAGUUCAUCAUGAACGGUUGCAAAAAGGGCGACCUAUCCAUUAGACUUGACCAUAUAUCUGGUAUCUUGGCCUUCGACUCUGAUGUCUUCUCCUCCGCGAAAGCCAUCCAUCCUGGCAGUGCAGCAGGAUCGGCAGAGGGCGAAGCCGGUUCAGUCCAAAGACUCCAGAAUACCCCGGCCGAGAUUGCUCGAUCGCAGCUUACAAGAUUGGCGAAGACUUUGCAUGUGACAUGCAUGUACGUCGACCCAUCGUACAACCAAGCUCGUCUAGCGGCGAGAGAGACCGCUUUAGCUCGUGCUGAGGCCGGAGCUGAGCAAGAGCACCAGGAAACUCUCGAAAGGCGAGUUGUCAUCGAGAAGAAGAAGGAAGCGGCUUCCGAGGCAUUCCAAAAGAGACAGCGAGAAGAAGAAACUCGUCGCCGCAUUCGUGCUCAGCAGCAGGCAGAGGCCGAGUCUCAAAGACUACGUGACGAGACAAGAGCUCGUGAGCUCAAACGUGUCAAGGACGAACAAGCCCGCAUUCGACGCCAGGAAAUAGAGAAACAGUUAGCCGAACUUCAAAGUGGCAUGAAGAUUGAUCUUCACGAUGUGAAUAUUGACGAGCUUGACUCCAAUCAGAUCCGGUACCUUAAGCUGUCGCAAUUGGAGAAAGACAAGAAAGAAAAGGACGAGCGCAUCCGUGUCACAGCCAAGCGUCUUGAUCACCUGGAGCGUGCAUUCCGCCGGGAGGAGCUCAAGUACCAACAGCAGGAUUAUGAGAAGCAGCGAGAGGAGGACAUGAAGAUCUACGAGCAAAACAAACAACUCAUGUUGAAGGAGGCGCAGGAGAAGCAUAAGGAAGGUCUUGCCUUGAAACAUCGUCUCAGCAGACUGGUCAAACACUACGAUUCCUUCAAGGGUCAAAUCACGGAGCGCCGUGCUGCCGAGUUUGAGAGGCUCCGCAAGAGAGCCGAGCGGGAAUUCGAGGAAGAGAAGCGGAAACGGAUCAAGGCGUACCACGAGGAGAAGGCCAGACAACGUGAAGCACAAGAAGCCGAAGAGCGUCGCAUCCGCGAGGAGGAAGAGCGUAGACAGCGUGAGGAACAAGAGAAAGCCAAGGCCGAGGAAGAAAAGAAACGACUUGCUGCCGAGCGACGAGCUCAGGCAGAGGCGGCUCGGCUCGAGCGUGAAGAGGCCGCGAGAAAACAGAUGCAACGUGAGGAAGAAGCCGCAGCAAGGAGAGCGGCUCGCAGAGCCGAACAGAUGGCACCAGCACCGGCAUCAUUCUCUCGCGCAGGACCAAGAGAAGCAGCUCCCAUGGAGGCCCGUACCGAGUCUCAAGAAGGUCCACGAACUGCCCCCCGUCUGCCCUUGACUGGUAAAGCCGGUGGCGGCUGGCGGGAGCGACAAGCUGCAAAGGAAGCUGCUGGUCAAGGACAGGCUCCAGCCGAAGCUCCGGUCCCCUCUCAAGCUGCUCCUUCAGGUCAAGAGCCACCACCUCGUCGUCCAGGCGGGUAUGUUCCCCCUCAUCUGCGUGAAAGCGGACCUGCUCGUGCUGGUGCGGACCACCCACCUCCUCGUGAUCAUUACCACCCUCCUUCUCGUGACUAUCAUCCACCACCUGCGCGCAAUGCGUCUGCUUCUCCCGCUAACGGCGCACCAAGCGGACGUUAUGUGCCGGUGCAUAUGAGAGACGGAGGGCGCAGCUUGUCAAGGGAAGGCGCCGGUUCUCCAGCACAGGGAAGUGGCGAUGAAGCAGGGCAGAGAAAGCCUGCGUCGGGAACGCCGGGAAGGUAUGUGCCUCCAAGCAUGCGCAAUCGUCAGCAGUGA
This is a messenger RNA of Cladophialophora bantiana CBS 173.52, 3294 nucleotides long. Its product is annotated as eukaryotic translation initiation factor 3 subunit A. Gene Ontology annotation, molecular function: mRNA binding; translation initiation factor activity. The record is from RefSeq and is a predicted model, not a curated record. The transcript is spliced from 3 exons. NCBI's taxonomy places the organism in Eukaryota, Fungi, Ascomycota, Eurotiomycetes, Chaetothyriales, Herpotrichiellaceae. Gene Ontology annotation, biological process: translation reinitiation; formation of cytoplasmic translation initiation complex. Gene Ontology annotation, cellular component: multi-eIF complex; eukaryotic translation initiation factor 3 complex, eIF3m; eukaryotic translation initiation factor 3 complex, eIF3e. The coding region runs from base 1 to 3294 and encodes 1097 amino acids.